AUGUAUUAUAAUAUAAAAAUAAACGAGAAUUUAGUCCGGAAUGGCAAGCUUGUGAAACCUAUCAUUUUAUGGAAUCGCACCGCUAGUCUUGCCAAUACGCACAGUUCUCAAAUCGGCCACUCUGUUGUUGCCGAGGCGAUCAGUGAUGCUGUGUCCAAGUCGGAUAUGGUGUGGUCUUGCUUUGCUGAUGAGCCAGCGGUAAUGGGGAUUUUCGAUACAAUUCUCCAGGGCGAUAUCAAAGGGAAGCUGUUCGUAGAAUGUUCUACCAACAGCCCAGAAUCUACCAAUGAACUGGCUCAAAGAGUUAUUGAAGCCGGGGGAGAGUUUGUCGCUAUGCCCGGAGCUGCGGAAUCUGUACAAAGAGUAGUGCCUUACCUAGUAGGAGUCAUCGGCAGAUCAGUUGUUGACUUGAGCGACCAACCACCAGGAACGGCAUCCCAUGCAAAAUUGGUGGGAACAGUAAUGGUCAUUCAAAUGAUUGAGAGUGUCUCAGAAGCCCACGUGCUUGCUGGGAAGACCGAGCUACCGGCAGAAAGUCUCCACAAGGUUAUCAAUUCUGUCUUCGGCGGCUCCUUCAGCGUCUACUCCGAUAGUAUGACGUCGGGGAGUUAUUACCGAGAACCUGUGAUAAUUAUUAGAACUGCAACAACAGUCACGGAUCAUGUUAUGUCGAUUGCUAAACAAUCUGGGACGAAACUGGGCGCCUUCGAGGUGGCAUCUAGGCACAUGGAGAUGGUAGAGAAUUAUGCAGGAGCUAAAGGAGAUAUUGCUGGCAUUUAUGGAGAUGUUCGGGUUGAGAGUGGAUUGAAGUUUGAGAAUUAA
Hyaloscypha bicolor E is the source of this 822-nucleotide messenger RNA. RefSeq names its product 6-phosphogluconate dehydrogenase-like protein. Lineage: Eukaryota; Fungi; Ascomycota; Leotiomycetes; Helotiales; Hyaloscyphaceae. The coding region runs from base 1 to 822 and encodes 273 amino acids. The record is from RefSeq and is a predicted model, not a curated record. Gene Ontology annotation, molecular function: oxidoreductase activity, acting on the CH-OH group of donors, NAD or NADP as acceptor; NADP binding. The transcript is spliced from 5 exons.